AUCAACCUAAAACUUCAUUCUCAAUAGCAAGGUGGAAAGGCAGGUUUAAACUAAAAUAGCGUGCGAAUGACUUCCCUCAGCAGUGCUUAGCCACCUGCUAGGUCAGGCUUUAUAUCCAGUCCAUUGCUCAGGCUUUUUAUCUUCCCAGAAGAAAUGUGAAUCUCGUCAGUUUGUAAGGAACGUGUUUUGGGAGUCUGGACUCCUUACUCCUUGGGAAAACAGUGUUAUCUGCUGAACUCCUAUAAACAUUUUAGAAGCUGCUACUGGAAAUGAAAAUUGUCUCUUUCAUUGUCACGUUGUGUUCCAGGUUCAAACAUACGGAGUUUUCAAAAUAUAGUUAAAAGCUGAUUUUUAAGUCUGUCGAUUUACCUGCCCCACCGUGUUACCUCCUUCCAGUACGGGCUUAAUGCUUAUGCCAGCUAACGUUAAAUUGGUCUCUAGUCCGUACUGUGCCAGUGCUAGGAAUGGAGCUUACAGCUCCAAGAAGCAUCAGAGCGAAGGAAGGAGUAACUGAGCCUUGGGAGAAGACACUGAAGCUGUUUGAUGGGUUUGGAAGUUCUGGCCAUGGAUCAAAAAGGCUAUCGACGAGGAAGUUUCCAGAGCAGCACUAGUGAUGAAGAUAUGCUAGAAAUAGCAGGAGCAUCUCUGGACUUCCCCAUGGCAGAUGAUGACCCACCACUUGACAGAGAGAUGGGAGGUAAUACUCAUGUAAUGGGGGAGAGAUGAAUGCAUAUUCUUUUGCUGACCUUUGGCACUAAAUAAGCAAGAUAUACCUGAUUUUUGUCUUCCAUGAGUUAUCAUAAAUUAGUUUAAAAGUUAAAAUACUUUAUUUUGGACAGCCAGCUGCGAGUCUCUAUGACUUCCCAUAAGCCUUAUGUGAUCUUUUUCUCCCAUCCUUGUUUGCCUUAGGGCAAAACUUAAAUAUAAAUCUUUCUAUUUUGAUUCUUGACUGCGUGAUCUUGAGAUAGUACAAAUGAAGAGACUUCCUCAAAUGCAUGUCACCUGCCAGUAGCUGAACUGGCUCUUCUGCUGGGGAUACUGUGAGUACUGUGUGGUUUUCUUCUUGUUUGGGCCCCUUUCAUCUCUUCCAGGCUCAAGCAUGAGAAGAAUUACUGUUUCUGUAUCAAUUGCAUCAGCUCUGAGUGAUAAGUGCAACUUCGUGGUUAUGAAGUUCUAUAAGUCUACAAAAGGAACGUGUGAAAGAUGUACAUCUUGAACGUGUUAUUUCGUGGGUUAUGCUGACUCCAUCUAAUGUGAAAGACUGACAGGUUCGCUCUGUCAUAGAUAGCAGGCAGUAUACUCCUCCAACCUGACCUUGUGACAUGGAUGACUUUUAGAAACGGACAUAUCACAGAAUGGCCAAGGUUGGAAGGGACCUCUGAAGAUCAUCUAGUCCAGCCCCCUGUCAAGUAGGAUCACCUAGAGCACAUUGUGCAGGAUGGUAUCCAGGAGGGUUUUGAAUAUCUCAGGAGAAGGAGACUCCACAACCUCUGUUGGCAACCUGUGAGUCUGGGAGUCCACUUCAAAAUUCCUCACAUUUAACACAAAAUAAAAACCUGUGACUGAAGUUCUUCUGAACAUACAUUAAUUACUACUAUGUGCAGAAUUAGAUACCUAAAAAUAAUUGCUUUAUGCAUGUUGUUAAUGCAUCUCCUCUUGCAAGAUGCUUUUUCUGUAGCUGUUUGGGUAUGAGCUCUCUCAAGUUAAAUGUGUCCGUGUUUAAUAUUUAGAGAGAAUGAGCUAAAUUAUUUCUCUGACUUUUUGUAAAGAAGUUAAUUACUCUAUGGAGUUUCAAAGCAGUGGUAGGUAAUGUAACUUGCAGUGGUAGAUAACUUGAGUUUGUUUUGCUGUUUGCCUGAAACUCCUCUGCUCUGAAACUUCAUCCCCUCUUUAUCCCCUCAAAAUGUUUUGCCGCUUGUCUGAAACAGUACUCAGUUGUUUCCCUCCUUGUUUAAGUAGGAUUCUUCCAUCUCUGCUCGGUGCAUUUGAAGGCCUGUGACUCCUACUAGGAAAAAAACUUGGUGGCAGGAAUCACUUCCAGGGAAGUGGACGUCAGUUUAGCACAGGUGUCCUUGGAGUGGUUAAGUAUGUCCCACUAAAACGUGAAUUGGAAUAAAGGUGGUGGGGACAGCACUUGAGAAGGCUGCAGACUCUGCGGUGUAACAACUGUUUGUUUCUUGCGAUUUUAGCAAACUUAAUCACAGAGAGAAGCAGUUCAGCAAAAGGGGCUCUUUCUGUUAACAGGAAGUAUAAAUCUUUGUUGGUUUUGACAUUGAAGGAAAAAAAGGAAAUUUAAAAAGGGAAGUAGUUGCCUCCCUGAAUACUGGUUUCAGUUCUCUAUGGAUUUCCCCUACUGAAUUCAGAAAAUGUUUGCCAACAGGUUGGGCACUUGAUGCCCAAGGAUUUGUCCUUCAAAGGUGUAGCAGUGACAUGUGCUUUACCUGAGCUGGGGUUGUGGUAAUUUAAGUUCUCUUGUGGUGGAGUCUUCUGCAAACUUCUGGUUGGGACCUGUAUUUCUGAUGUGCUGCAUUUGCUGUGACACAUUGAAGAAUGGAGGUUUUUUAGUGAUGCUAUUUAAAACCAGAACCCAGCCCUCUUUCACCUUCUUCUCCAAAAAGUGUCUUAGAAACUCUCCCGCGAAUUAGUUGUGGCAUCUCAAGUAUAAACAUGAUUGCAACUGGAGCUUUUAGAUCCUGUGAAGUGACUUGAAGAAGAAUCACAUGCUUUUUGAUAAAUUUGUAUAUCUGGAUUGCAUUUCACAGCCAGUGCUCUUUCAUGCUUUCCUUAAGAGCCCUGACUAACGAGAGGCAGGAUUUUCUUGCUGUGUCAGGUCUCAGAUGGAAAUGGGCAGCCGUGCACGUGGCCUGUAACAUGUGAUGCUUGUAUUGAAAAAUAUCUUUUUCACAGGAUCUAUACAGAGUGUGAGACUUUGUUCCUAACUGGUAUUUGCAUGAACGCACCUAAUUUCUAAAGUCUUGAGUUCUACAAGAGCUUGAUAUAGCUGUAGAUAUUCUGAAUUCUUCAGGCUUGGUUCAAUCUAAAUGAUUUGCAAAACUGCAGGUACUUUUAAUGCCUGGUACUGUGCUGUCUGCCUUAAUGAAAAGUCACCAUGAGUAGCACAAUAUUACUCUUAUCUUUUUUUGUUUGGACUUCAGCAUUUUGUCAAUAAAUGAUAACAGAUAA
Molecule: messenger RNA, 3183 nt
Organism: Oxyura jamaicensis (ruddy duck)
Lineage: Eukaryota; Metazoa; Chordata; Aves; Anseriformes; Anatidae
Product: H(+)/Cl(-) exchange transporter 3-like
Exons: 4
Coding region: 544-726 (60 amino acids)
Source: RefSeq, a predicted model, not a curated record